This is a messenger RNA of Scaptodrosophila lebanonensis, 2056 nucleotides long. It is a transcript of the gene Rh50, whose product is annotated as ammonium transporter Rh type A. The record is from RefSeq and is a predicted model, not a curated record. Gene Ontology annotation, cellular component: plasma membrane. Gene Ontology annotation, biological process: ammonium homeostasis; ammonium transmembrane transport. Bases 442 to 1788 code for a protein of 448 amino acids. The transcript has 7 exons. Lineage: Eukaryota; Metazoa; Arthropoda; Insecta; Diptera; Drosophilidae. Gene Ontology annotation, molecular function: ammonium channel activity.
UCAACAGCCACAGAUCGUCGACGUGCCUCGAGCUCAAAUUCUCGCUCUAAGCGUGUCCACGCUCGCGACGCGUCUAUGUGUGUAUCUCUGGGUGGAAGUGUAUGUGUGUGUGUUAGUGUGAAAACUAACAAGCCCACAAAUAUUUGCUAGCAUCAGAGAAACAGUGAAGUAAAGGGAGUGCUGUGAAUGCGCAGACUUCCUGUCUCGACGCAGCCACUUACGCCUCUAAUUCCCUAACGUAUCCAGAUACGUGCUGGAAAGGUAGCAGCGCGGAUUUGAACGGUCGACUGCCGGCAAGGAGGUGCAAAGUGCAGACCCGCAUCCAGACAUCAGCCAAUCGAGCACCUCAACAACUGCGGCGUUGGACUUAAGCUGCAUCCUUUGUUGUUCCUCUUUCUGUUGCUCUCCAUCGAAGUUGCAACUGCUCACCAACAGUUUAAAAUGCAUUUGCCCGCUGCGAAAGUGUCGGGCUAUGUUGCCCUGAUGAUUGUGCAAAUAGUUUUUCUUGUACUAUUCUGGCUAUUCGUGCGUUAUCACAAGGGGGCGAUGCCGAUGGCAAUAGGAGGGGAUGGCGAUGGCAAAAAGGAAUCAGAGCCCCUGGGCGAAGGCGGCAUUUCCAAAUAUCCGCAAUUUCAGGAUGUCCAGGUUAUGAUCUUUGUUGGCUUUGCCUUUCUGAUGACCUUCCUGCGCAAAUAUGGUUACAGUGCGACUGGAUUUACUCUCUUCCUGGCCUCCUUAGUGGUGCAGUGGUCAAUAUUGAUGAAAGGAUUCCUGCACCUGGAGGGCGGUAAGAUCAUGCUAUCGCUGGAGAGUCUCAUUGAUGCUGACAUUGCCGCCGCCGUGCCUUUGAUAAGUAUGGGCGCUUUACUGGGCCGCACCACGCCCAUACAAUUGCUGUUCAUGGCCCUUGUGGAGAUUGCUCUCUUUGCGGCCAACGAAUUUGUGGCAUUGAAUGUGUUGAAAAUUACAGAUACUGGUGGUUCCAUAACGGUUCAUGCUUUCGGCGCGUACUUUGGCUUGGCCGUCGCAUUCAUUCUGCGUCCGAGCAAGGACCAGAACGAGGCCGGGAAGCACGAGGGGCCCACCUACACCUCAGACCUUUUCGCGAUGAUUGGCAGCUUGUUUCUUUGGAUUUACUGGCCCAGUUUUAACUCGGUACUGGCCCAGGACACGGGCUCUGAACGGGCAAUUUUGAACACGUUCCUGUCAUUAGCCGCGGCAACAGUCAGCGCCUUCGUUGUAUCCGCAAUUGUGAGCCAUGAGAAUAAGCUGGAUAUGGUGCAUGUGCAGAACUCGACGCUCGCCGGCGGCGUUGCCGUGGGAACAGUCUGCAAUUUUCUGAUCGGGGCCCAUGGCGCUGUCUUAAUUGGCAUUAUCGCCGGCACUGUUUCAGUGCUUGGCUAUCGCUAUUUAACUCCCUGGCUUACUGCUAAUCUGCGACUGCACGAUACCUGCGGCGUACACAACCUUCACGGAAUGCCGGCACUUAUAUCGGCCAUAGCAUCGAUUAUAUACGCUUCACAAGCAACGAUUGAGGGCAGCUACGAGGCGGAGAUUUGGAAAGUCUUUCCGGCCUGGGAUAAUUCAUUAGCCGACAAUGAACACCAGGCUGGCAUUCAAGCGGUCCAUCAAUUGUAUGGAAUCGGAAUGACCCUGCUCAUUGCCAUUGGCGGUGGCAUUCUUAUGGGUGCCAUUUUAAAGUAUACAAGCUUCCGCAACUUGCAGAAGGACGAACACCAUUUGGACGAAUAUUUUUGGGAGGUUCCAGAGGAAAAGAAGGACGAAUAGUUGAGUGUUUAAAGAUGCUUACGAAAAUAUCACAAUGGCACACUCACUCUCCAUUGCAAUCAAGGCACCAGCACUAUUUGUAUUUUAGCUUUGAAAGGACAUUGUGAGCUGUGUCCUAAAUGCUACCCCUUCCUUCAACCACUUCGUUUAUGUCGCUUAAUUUUUGUAGACACUUGUCGCAUUUAAUUAAAAAGUUCAAUAAUUUACACAUUUAAUUAGAGCCGCGCACACAAAAAGUAGCAAUAUAAAUAUAUUUUUUAAUGUGACA